GCUAUGAUCUCAUGUUGCUUGGCUUGGCAUCGGCUCAUGAUCAGAAUUCACUUUGCGUGUGACGUUGCGUGGCUCUAACCUCUGAAAGCCAGCCCAGCCCAGCCCAGCCCACUCGGACUCUCCCAUUUUUUACUGCCGGGCGGCGGGUGAAAAAUUUAUACCGACUAUGAAAGCUGGCUGAUCCUCAAGCCUUUUUUACUGUCUUGACUUUUUCGGUGUUUCCUCAUUCCAACCAAACUCGAACUUGAACAACAACUACUUUUAUUGUCUAUUACUUGUAUUGACUAUCAGUUAUGGGCGUCCGUAUCGCUACGCAACAAGACAUCCCCGCGUUGAAGGAGAUCAUCCUCAGCGGGUUGUCAAAUGAUUCUGUCUGGCUGUACUGCUACCCCUCAGCAGGCCGUUCAGAAGCCGCCUCAAAUCACGUCGAGACGGUCUUGAAGAGGAUCAUUGACGACAACAGCAAAAAUUGGCACUGCUACGUAGUCGAUGCUCCCAAGACUCACGACCCUGUCUCCCUUGCCAUCAUCCAGUCGCUUCACCAGAACGAGGACGAUGGAAAGGGCGUCACUGAGCAGAUCCAGCGAGUGCUCGGUCUGUCGCAAGACCCCCCCAGCAACGGGGAGAGUACAAGCAAGACUGCAAAGAGAAUUGCCGCACUGCAAUCAGGCAUCACGCAGACACAGCAGACGUACCUCGCCCGCUACGAACAGGUUAUGUUCCUCCAUGCCGUCAUCACGCAUCCGCACCACAAGCGCCAAGGGUAUGCCAAGACGCUCUCCAAGCAAACCCUGCAGGUAGCGCGUCAGAAGGGCGCCGUCGUUGCAGCCCUCGCCAGCCCCUUCAGCGGCUACGUCUUCUACUCGGGCACCAGCUUCUCCAACUGCGGCCGCACAAAGGUCGAGACCGACAACGACAUUGAGAACCUCGAGCUGCAGAUCAUGGUCUGCACCCCGCCCAAGCCCCUCGAGCAGAGGAGGAGCUCCAUCAUGGACUUUUGGGGAGCCGCCAAGAAGGCUUCGCCCGCCGGCAGCAGACGUGAGUCGCUCGACCAAGGACAGGGACAGGGACAGGGACAGGGACAGGGUGAGAGGCGGAGCUCGUUUUUGGACAUGUUUAGCUUUGGUGGCCCCAAGACUCCCUCUGCUGUUGAUGAUGAUACCCGCAGAAAGUCUCACGCCUAGAUGAGGGACACGACGAUUUUUAUUUGCAGUUUUUCUUAUGGAUCGUCAUAGACCAGGUCUUUUCCUAUGUAUUUACCAACGAGCCACGAUCUCAAUACGAUUACCUUCAGUCCCGUCAGGGUCAGCGAAAAUACAGUGUUGGACCGUGCAUGACUGUACUGAUUUUCAGGGCUCAAUCAUGCAUUUUGCGCAUGCACGACAGCGCAUAAUCAGCAACUUUUCACCAAUCGCCGUCAAAGCUUACGCAACUUCAUCCGCCCUAUCUCAACGACCAGCAGUUUCAUAAUUUUCAUCAACUGCAGCCGCCUUCCAGAGGCUGGCAUUGUUAUACGGUGACUUGCUAAUUGAAUAGUUAGCUUAUUCACAUUUAUUCGUGAUAGAAUAUGGCUGUUUGAUCAUAUAACUACAGCCAGAGCCGUGACCGUCUGCGAUCAGCUUCAGGAGACAUCACGAUAUGUAUCGGAGGGAAGAAUUGGGGGAAAGGGUCGGAGAUCAUAGCAAGGUAGACCUCUUGGAUGGGAAAGACAGCUAUGCAGGUAUAGAACCUGCAGCUGUUAUUGAAGAGUUGAUAGGAGUAGGUUAGGGGCUAUGAAGGAAAAGAAAAUGCUUAACUUCCCUCAGAUAUGCCAUCUCUCUUCCCACGAAUGCAGUGUAUGAUCCACCA
This is a messenger RNA of Fusarium verticillioides 7600, 1848 nucleotides long. RefSeq lists its product as hypothetical. The coding region runs from base 294 to 1184 and encodes 296 amino acids. The record is from RefSeq and is a predicted model, not a curated record. The transcript has 2 exons. Lineage: Eukaryota; Fungi; Ascomycota; Sordariomycetes; Hypocreales; Nectriaceae.